Molecule: messenger RNA, 1246 nt
Organism: Poeciliopsis prolifica (blackstripe livebearer)
Lineage: Eukaryota; Metazoa; Chordata; Actinopteri; Cyprinodontiformes; Poeciliidae
Exons: 6
Coding region: 154-1110 (318 amino acids)
Biological process (GO): response to bacterium
Source: RefSeq, a predicted model, not a curated record
AAUCGACAGAUUGUGCUUUUUGAACCAAUCAGAGCUGAAAGAUGUGGCAGAAUGUAGAACAUCCUGGUGUCAGUAAGUCUGCAUGCUAACUCUCUGCCACUUCAGUAGGCUUGACUGCUGCAAAUAAGUGGAAGUACUGAAGCAGAUGUGAAGAUGGUUUUCUUUGUCGCCGUGCUCCUGCUCUGUUAUCUGUGUGAAGCAGAGCUCAGUGACGUCUCUCAGCCCGUUUCGGCACGAACACUUAAGCUCGGAGAAUCGGUGACCAUCGAAUGCGUCUUAAAGAAUAUCACUGAUAAUAGAGUGUGGUACAAACUGACAGCAGACAGAAGACUGCAGGUGGUCGCAACUUAUUCUUCUCUCUACAAAUGGAGUGUGGUCGAUGAUGAGCUGAAACAUCGCUACUCAGUCUAUUCCGUUGGGAUCAAUAAUCACCUGACCAUAUCUGCAGCGUCUUGGGAUGAUGCUGGAACUUACUUCUGUGGAGUUUUGCGACUACAUUACAUCCAGUUUGGGUCGGGAACCUUGUUGAUGCUACAAGGCGUGAAGCUGAACCACUUUGUUAUCCAGCCGCCGAAAUCCCAGUCGGUCGGGUCAGAGGUCGCCGCGCCUUUCAGCUGCACUUUCAGCGCCGCUCAGUGCACAGCGGAGGAGACCGGCGUGAUGUGGCUGAAGACCUGUCAGCGUUCCGCUCCGGAAGUCAUUCACGUGUCUGGGAAAACAAACGGUUCCUGUAAGAGAACCGAGCGCGGAGGAACGACCUGCGUUCACAAGCUCCUCAUCAGAGACGUCGACUCUGACGGAGGUGGAACCGACUACUGCGCCGCCGCCGUGUGCGGAUGGACGCAGUUUGGAAAUGUGACCACGGUUUUUGACAGUGGACUGAACCCAGCUGUUGCUGCACUGGUGACAUCAAACAUCAUUUUUGGAGUCACGACUCUCCUCCUGUCCUGGCUGCUUUGUAGAUCCCGGAGAAAAGCUUCUGCUGGGGCCCCUGGAAGAACUUCAGUUGAUCAGAGUGAAGAAUCCGUCAUCUAUUCGAAUGUGUCUUCGCUCCGCCGAUCGUCCGCAGUGACGUACAGUGGAGUGGUUUAUUCUGACAUUAGAAGAUGAAGAACAGAACCAUCUUGGACUAAAGACAAAGCAGAAAUACAGAGUAUUGUUGAAUAAAUGUCUUUAAAUAAUUUAUUGUAUAAUAACAUUAAUACUAAAGCAUAACUUACUGAGGUAGCAAAGGGAAAAUCAAGAA